GCUUUAACCUUUUUGCUUUUGAAGAGUCAACGAAGACUUGCUAUACUCUCUCUAAUAAAAACGCCGUUCUGAUUUCUGAGCCUUCCUUUCAUCUCAAUUUCAAAUCUGUUUUUCGAAAGACCAACUACGGCUCUCGAACUGGUUCCUGGAGCUUUCCUCUCUGCUUCACUUGAGCUUUUGUUUUCCAAAAUGGAUUCUCGGGAGGUCGUUGAUUUCAUUCGUUGAAAGAAGAUCCGUCGAAAAAAGAUCGAAGAAUGGCCCAGGAAGUUGUAGACCAUGCUAUUGACAGCUAAAAAAUUACUGAACGAUACUGAGAGGAAACAAAUCACUGAUGGAGCUGUGAGGGAGUGGCUUCAGGACCACAAAGACACAAUCUACGAUGCAGAGGACUUGGUUCCUGAGAUCAACGAUGAAGCUUUGCGAUCCAAAAUGGAAGCUAAUCAAUCUAGAAGACGAAAAAUGCUGUUCAAGGCUUACAAAUCUCAUUCCUGAUUGCUGAAAUUACAGUAGUAGAGUUUUUAAUCUUAUUGAAUAGCUAAUUGAACUUACAUAUGUAAUCAACAAAUUUGGAAUCUUUCUUUCUGUCCAUCUUGAUGUUAAUGGUCUUGCAUUCUAUGUAGUAGAAGACAGUGUAGUUUAAGUAUUUCACUGUAUAUGUAGAUUGGAAAUUAAAGCAUAAUUGAAAUUAAUUAAAAUCAUGACAAAUAAUUGCUCAUAUACAUUGAUAUGAUAGACUUAUGAGUUGCCCUCCUAUGUGUUGUACAAAUAAAAUUGAUUUGGAAAUAUAGACAUAAAUAUAGAGAUGAGAAGGUAAAACUAAAAACCUCGGAUUUCCAUACCACUUUUUACUCAAACACUUACAUCAAUAUAUUAGUUUUAUAUUAUUUCUAAUUCAGAUUUUCCUAUCCUGUUUCAAAUUAUUUAUUUAUCCAAUAUUUUUGAGCAAAAAUAAGAAACAAAAUAAAAUAAAUAAAAAGAAUUAGUAAAAAAUCUCCACAUCCAUGUAAGCAAACCUAAAAACACAAUAAAAUCCAACAGUUAAGAUAUUUUAUACAAAUUAAUUUGCACUUUAGCAAUUGACGUUCUUGGACUGGUAAUGAAGAAAACGAUUUCUUCAAGUUUAAAGAUUCAACAAUGUGUACCGUUUGCCAUUUACUAUCUGACAUUUUGUUAGCUAGUUCCCAUCGAUGUAGUUUCAUUUUUAGCGGCGCAAUAUUGAAUUUUCAACUAAAUUUUUGUCAAAUUGUUAUUGAGUAGUAAAGAAUAAGUAAAAGCCAAUUAAUUAAGUUGGGUCCUACCGUCAAUUGUAUUGUUUUCUGUUCUACCUUUCGCAGCGUUAUCUUUUUACUUUUGAAGAGUCUGCAUAGACUUGCUAUUCUUUCUCUUCGCAGUUCUGAUUUCUGAGCCUUCCCUUCAUCUCAAUUUCAACUCUGUUUUUUGAAAGACCAACUAUGGCUCUUGAACUGGUUGCUGGAGCUUUCCUCUCUGCUUCACUUGAGCUUUUGUUUUCCAAAAUGGAUUCUCGAGAGGUUGUUGAUUUCAUUCGUGGAAAGAAGAUCCGUGGAAAGAAGAUCGAAGAAGGGCUCAGGAAGUUGAAGACCAUGCUAUUGACAGCAAACAAAGUACUGAACGAUGCUGAGAGGAAACAAAUCACUGAUGGAGCUGUGAGGGAGUGGCUUCAGGAGCUCAAAAAUGCAAUCUACGAUGCAGAGGACUUGGUUUAUGAGAUGAAAAAUGAAGCCUUGCGAUCCAAGCUGGAAGCUAAUCAAUCUAGAAGACGAAAAAUGCUGUUCAAGGUACGCAACUUCCUACCAUCUAGAUUCGAUGUUAAGAAAGUAGAAGAAAGGAUAAAGAAUAUAAUUAGCACCCUGCAAUUUAUUCUGGAACAAAAUGAUGGCCUUCGUUUGAUUGAAGGUGUCGAAACCAGACCUUUUCGAAGGAUAUCUGAAGCUACUUUGGUUAAAGAAUCUGAUAUUUAUGGGAGGGAUGCUGAUAAGGAAGCCAUCAUGAAGCUGCUGUUAUCUGAUCAUCAAGUGGGUGGUGAUAAAAUAUGUGUUAUUCCCAUCGUUGGCAUGGGUGGGAUUGGCAAGACCACCCUUGCUCAGCUUGUUUACAGGGAUAUUGACAACAAAGUCAUGGAGAAACCUUUUGAUGUGAAAGCAUGGAUCACAGUGUCUGAUGAAUCUGAUGUGUUUACCCUGACAAAAAUGAUUUAUCAGGCUGUAACUGAAUCAGAAAAAUGGAGUAUCACAGAAACAUUUCAACUUCAACAUAAACUGGAGCAGUUUUUGGAUGGGAAAAAAAUUCUCCUUGUCCUUGAUGAUAUAUGGAAUGUGAACUAUCAAACUUGGUGUGCAUUAAAGAUUCCAUUUGAUUCUGCUGCAAAUGGAAGUAAAAUCAUCAUAACAACACGCAAUGAAAACAUUGCAGCAAAGAUUGGUAAUGUCCCAAAGCAUGAACUGCAAAUGAUAUCGGAUGAAGAUUCUUGGCGGUUAUUUUCAAAACAUGCUUUCGGUAGUGUAGAGCCAAUAGCAUAUCCAGAUCUUUUGGAAGUAAUUGGUAGAAAAAUCAUAAAAAAAUGCAAAGGUCUACCUUUAGCAGUAAAGUCACUAGGUGGUCUUUUGCAUUCGGAACUAGAUCCCAAGGCUUGGGAAAACAUACUAGAGAGUGAUAUAUGGGAGUUACCACAACAUGAGAAUAAUAUUCUUCCAGCUUUAUGGUUGAGUUAUUACUAUCUGCCUCAACAUUUAAAACGAUGUUUUGCUUAUUGCUCAAUAUUUCCCAAAGAUUAUACAAUUGAAAAGGGAAAAUUAAUUAGACUUUGGAUGGCAGAAGAUCUUUUGCAACCCCAUAGAAACAAGCCACUGGAAGAAGUUGGAAAUGAAUAUGUUAAAGAUCUAGUAUCAAGGUCAUUCUUUCAUGUUUCCUCAUUUGGUGGACUUACCAUGCAUGAUCUUGUGAAUGAUCUUGCUCAAUUUAUAUCAGGAGAAUCUUGUUUGACGUUGGAUGACAACUACUCAUGGGGCCUUAUGACAAAAAAGACUCGUCAUUUAUCACUUUUGAGGUAUCAGUCCUAUGAUAUCAAGAAAUUAAGAGCUGGUUGUGAAAAUAAGGUUUUGCGCACUUUGCUAGUAUUAGAUGCUGGGUUUAUAUCAAAAGAACAAUACGACAUAAGUUUUACACAAUUGCAAUCAAUGCAAUACCUAAGAGUGCUUUCUAUGCCUAGAAAUACAUUUAGACAUAGGAAUCCUCUUAGUACAAAGGUGUUUGAUUCAAUUGGUAGUUUAACGCUUUUACGGUAUUUGGAUUUUUCUGGUUCUGAAAUUAAAGAAGUACCUGAUAUACUUUGUUCACUGCACAAUUUGCAGACACUAAUAUUGUAUUUUUGUCUUGAACUUACUCAGUUGCCUGAUACAAUUGAUAAUUUGAAGCAUCUAAGGUACUUAGACUUAUCUUAUAGCGCAAUUGAAAGGAUACCUGACACGAUAUGUAAUUUGCACGACUUGCAUACUCUAAAGUUGAAUGGCUGUAAGGAGCUUACUGUUUUACCAUCCAAUAUCACAAUGCUAAGCAAUUUGCAACAUCUCAACAUUUGGGGACAAGUUUAAGUGAGAUGCCACCGCAACUAUUGAACUUGAAAAAUCUGGAAAGUUUAAGACAGUUUGCUGUAGGCAAAAAGAUUGAACGUAAGUUUCAAAAUCUGCAUGGUAAUUUGUGCACUACAAAUCUUGAGAAUGUAGUAAAUGUUGAAGAUGUUUCGGAGGCCAAUUUGAAGGAUAAGAAGCUUAUUCGUGAACUGAUCGUGGGGUGGAAGGGUGAUAGUACUAAAGAUUCAUAUGGAUCAUGGAAGGUACUUGAGAGACUUCAACCUCACACAGAUAAUCUUGAAAGACUGGAAAUUAGAAAUUAUGGAGGUAGAAGCUUCCCAGGUUGGAUAGGACGAGCCUAUUUGGUUGUAAAAAUUGUUGUUCUUUGCCAUGUCUCGGACAAUUACCUUCCUUACGACUCCUGACGAUUGAGGGAUUUGAUUUGGUGGAAAGAAUAGGCUAUGAAUUUUAUUGUGAUGGUUCUUCUUUAGUUGACAGUAAACCAUUUGAUUCAUUAUGAUAUUUAAGGUUUUCAAAUAUGCAACGGUGGAAGGAGUGGUCAUUGAUGGGAUGGAGCAAACAAGUUGGUGGUGGAGUUUUCUCAAAUCUUAAGUAUCUUAUUUUUUCAGACUGUCCGGAGCUAAAUGGAGCGUGCAUACCAGAUUAUCUUCCAUCCUUGACCAAUCUUCCCAUAAGUGGAAGUAGUGACCAUCUGGUGAGUUUAUUAUCAAGGUGUGAAUAUCCAUCGCUUGAGGAGUUGCAUUUACAAUAUUGUCCAACAAUGCAGUCGUUUCCACAGGGGAAAUUGCCCUUCAACAUUAAAAAUAUUAAAAUAUUUUAAUGCAAUGUAGUGUCACUUUCGGAAGAGGGUUGGCCCUGCAACUUAAAUUCAUUUCAAAUAAACCAAUGUGAGAAGGUGUUUGCGGAACCCAUAGAGUGCAAUCUGCGGAUGCUCACUACUCUUACUUCUCUGAAUCUCAAUUUGCUGCCAACCCUCAAAUCCUUAAAUGGGAUGGGUUUUGGAUGCCUUGUCUCCCUUCAAAAAUUGUACAUUAUAGCAUGCCGUCAGUUCCGGUGCUUGGUAGACGAAGAUGAAGGGCUGCCAACCUCUCUGACUACUCUUCAGCUCUGUUAUCUUCCAGAGCUCAAAUCACUAAACGCCAGUGCCUUUCGAAACCUCACCUCCCUUCAAAAUUUGCAGAUUACUAAAUGCACACUUCUUUAGUGCUUGCCAGAAGAAAGGCUGCCAGAAUCUCUUUCUGUAUUGGAUAUUGGAGGCUCUGAUUUACUUAUUCCACGCUGCCAGAGAGAGACAGGGGAAGAUUGGCCCAAGAUUGCUCACAUCCCUCACAUAUCGUAUACAUAUGACGAUAAAUAAGUCAACAACGAUAUGUAUUCUACACAUGAUUGUCCAUCUUGUCUAAACGUUAUCAGGCUCUUUAUUAUUACUAUUUUUCUUUUACACCCUUUCAAAUGUAAUACUUUAUCAUUACUACUUUUCUGUUUCUAGUCGAACUCAAUAUAACCGCCACUCAUUCUAAAA
This is a messenger RNA of Ziziphus jujuba (common jujube), 5130 nucleotides long. RefSeq names its product putative disease resistance RPP13-like protein 1. Gene Ontology annotation, molecular function: ADP binding. Lineage: Eukaryota; Viridiplantae; Streptophyta; Magnoliopsida; Rosales; Rhamnaceae. The transcript is spliced from 2 exons. Gene Ontology annotation, biological process: defense response to other organism. The record is from RefSeq and is a predicted model, not a curated record. The coding region runs from base 1452 to 3608 and encodes 718 amino acids.